This is a messenger RNA of Cephus cinctus (wheat stem sawfly), 2235 nucleotides long. RefSeq lists its product as uncharacterized. Lineage: Eukaryota; Metazoa; Arthropoda; Insecta; Hymenoptera; Cephidae. The record is from RefSeq and is a predicted model, not a curated record. The transcript has 6 exons. Bases 106 to 2124 code for a protein of 672 amino acids.
CGUGGUGUUAAAUUUGGUUAUGCAGCGAUGAAUUAAUAUAAUAAUAUUGCUUGAUUUUAUAAAUAAAAAUAGUCAGAAUUAAAAUUAAUAAAUAUUGGUCGAAUUAUGAAGGUCAAAAGUGGAUCGAGUCGUCGAUCCUCAAUGAUUAUUCCCAGACAAAAUUAUCUUUACAAUUCGGAGGAAAUUCGAAAAAGAAAGGUUCCAUGUACGGAUGUACCAAGCGUAACUCAAAUUUGGGCUAGGAAGCCACAAAGGAGAAGAAGAAAUUUGCGCGCUGAUUUACAAAGAAACAGAAAGUCAUUUCCUUCGUCGUUUUUCACAUCAAAUGCUGAUGAUCUCUUGGAAACUUUAAUGCCAUUGAAAACACGCUGCACCUACUCGUCGACUACCAAUUCAAGAUUGUCUCUAGCUGCAUCCGGGACUAGAAUUUCCGCGACUUCUUUGCAAACCCCACAACGUGACAUCUUACGUUUUACGGAUUCACCCGAUCCAAUUUCAACAAGUGAAAUUGUAGAUUCCAACCCGUGGACUGAACACAUGUUACGGUUGAUAAAUAGCUUCAAGGAGACGUCAAUUAAUGAAGGUUCGGCCAACGUGACGCCUGAGAAUUUGGAUCAGGGACCUGUUUUUGAAAAAUCUCAAAUGGAUUUUGAAAAAAAUUAUUUGGAUGUAGUUUCAUUUACUGCUUUACCCAGUCAGCGGAAAAAUUCUCACUGUGCUGAAAACUGGUGCUUCAGUUCAGAUGAAAGUAUUCUGCGAAGAGUAUCGGAAUCUUUGAAAAAGACGGAUGAGAGAAGUUUUAUUAAAAAGAAUCCAGUGGAGACUGCUGAUAAAAAUAGCUACCAAUAUGCAUCUCAAUUUAAAUCAUAUAAGAAUUCUUUAAUGGAGAAAGCAAAGAGGAUGUUGAAUUUUAAAACUGUUGAUCCUGGAACAACGCAUGUAGAAAGAGCUGAUAAGGUGGUGGAGACAGUGUUUAAGAGAGGGGACAGGAAAGUUAGAAGUAGAAAAAAGAAUUUGCGAAAAAAAUUAACAAAGGCCAAGAUAAAAAAGUCAAAAUUCAUCGAGGAUUCAAAGAGCUUGAAAAGCAGUUAUUCGAUUUCCUUAAUAGAUGGCAAAUUGAAAAUUGUACCUAGUCAAAAUCUGCUUCCGCAAGUGUUUCAUUUGGAAAAAUCAUUUUCUGCAAUUCAAUUCGAAUUGAAGGAUACUGCGUGCAGCGUAUCACUAAUAGACAAGGAACCAAUUUCUGAAUCCUGUUACUCACCAAAAAAGUGUCUAACCCUCUACACUAUAUCAAAAACAUAUAUUUCAAGCUUAGAAGAUCUGAAUGUAAUGGGAAUACAUUUCCAGAAGCCAAUGUGCCUAUCGUAUUUUAAAAAUGGUCAAAUUACGAAUUCCGAGAUAAGCAGCGACACAGUAAUUCCUGAGAAAAAAACCAUACAACCCAUAAAAAACAAACUCCAAAAUACCUUCAACUUGGAUCAAGGAGUUCAAGUAGGAAAUCAAAUAAUACCCACGUUUCGCAGUAUAGGCAUAGUCGCUUCCACAAAUAAGAUUUCAACGAAAAAUAUAUCUACCGACACAAGUGACCUAGCUCCUGAAUUGAGAAUACCCUCAAUUCAGAAUAAACUGAAAAAUUUGCCAGAAACAAAAAAUCCUGCCGAUAUUAAUAAACCUAACGAUCAAUCAUCGAAAUGGGAUCCGAAACCAUUUAAUAAAAAAUGUCCCAUCUGUAAUCGCCAAGAGAAAUCAAAUCCUAGAUACGUACUGCCAGUAUGCACUGUGAAAGGAGUUGAUCAAUUCCCAAGAAAUCAAAAUGAUCCUUGGAUUCAUGUUUUGGAGCGAGUCAAGGCUAAGAAUUCUUGUAAUUUUUCAAAACUCAAAAAUCCUGCUGAUGCAACACUAGCUAACAACAGAGAACAACAUUUUGAUAAAGGAUUGAAGUAUAUCAAUGGACGUAUGCCUGUAAAUCCUGUGAAUUCUUCGUAUGGACGUCGUGCUUUAAGUACAGGGUGUUCCAAAAAACUUCAUAGAAAUUCCUUAGUAACUGAUAUUACUGAUACCAACAGUAGGCUCUUGUACGUCAUUUCAGAAUCGCCUGAAACGUCCAGUCGGAUAAAGUAUUAAUUAAAUUUAAAAUAACAAAAUUAUACGUAAGCUUGUAAAUUCUUGUACACGUGUCAGAUAAAAAUUUGUCUAUAAAGUUAAUUAUACUGGAAGAAUCCUGAUUUUUAUUGU